This is a messenger RNA of Chinchilla lanigera (long-tailed chinchilla), 3727 nucleotides long. It is a transcript of the gene Smo, whose product is annotated as smoothened, frizzled class receptor. Gene Ontology annotation, cellular component: cilium; plasma membrane; dendrite. The record is from RefSeq and is a predicted model, not a curated record. Gene Ontology annotation, molecular function: patched binding; transmembrane signaling receptor activity. Gene Ontology annotation, biological process: central nervous system development; commissural neuron axon guidance; smoothened signaling pathway. Lineage: Eukaryota; Metazoa; Chordata; Mammalia; Rodentia; Chinchillidae.
UCCUCUCCGGCCUCCGCUCCCCUCCUUCUCUCCCCAGCCCAGUCCCUCCCCCAGCCUCGGCGGAGGGGGGCCGGGCUUGGCUCCGCACCGCUUGUGCAUUCCAGAGAGCGGGGCCAGCCAGAGCAACAAAGGAGCCGGGCGGUCGGCGGGGAGAGCGCUUGGGGGCUGCGGCGCUCGCGCCGAGGUGGCUGCGGAGCCGCGGGCUGGCGCGGGGGCGGAGCCGAGGCCGGGGUCCCGCACCCCGGCGGGCCUCUGGCCUCCAGCGCGGGCCCGGGAGCUGGGUUUAAUAGUGGGAGGGGGAAUGGGGCCAGGGCUUGGGGGCCAAGGGGGCUCCCGAGGCUAAAGCCAGCUUGGAUUGUCAGGCGAGGGAGUGGGGAGUUGUGCAUCCCGGCCCCGGCCUCCGCCGCCCAACAUGGGCCCCGGGUCCCAAAGUUUGCAAAGUUGGGAGCCGAGGGGCCGGGGCGCGCGGAGCGUCCGGGGGAAGUCGGCCCCAGACCCGCGGGGCGCACAGGGGCGCGGCGGGGACCGGCCCUCCGCCGCUGCUGAGCCACUGCGGCCGGGCCGCCCCCUGCGAGCCGCUGCGCUACAACGUGUGCCUGGGCUCGGCGCUGCCCUACGGCGCCACCUCCACGCUGCUGGCCGGGGACUCGGACUCCCAGGAGGAAGCGCACGGCAAGCUCGUGCUCUGGUCCGGCCUCCGGAAUGCCCCCCGCUGCUGGGCAGUGAUCCAGCCCCUGCUGUGUGCCGUGUACAUGCCCAAGUGCGAGAAUGACCGGGUGGAGCUGCCCAGCCGAACCCUCUGCCAGGCCACGCGAGGCCCCUGUGCCAUUGUGGAGCGGGAGCGGGGCUGGCCUGACUUCCUGCGCUGCACCCCUGACCACUUCCCUGAAGGCUGCCCGAAUGAGGUGCAGAACAUCAAGUUCAACAGCUCGGGCCAGUGUGAGGCACCCCUGGUGCGGACCGACAACCCCAAGAGCUGGUACGAGGAUGUGGAGGGCUGCGGCAUCCAGUGCCAGAACCCACUGUUCACGGAGGCGGAACACCAGGACAUGCACAGCUACAUCGCCACCUUCGGUGCCGUCACUGGGCUCUGCACGCUCUUCACCCUGGCCACCUUUGUGGCUGACUGGCGGAAUUCCAAUCGCUACCCUGCGGUUAUCCUCUUCUACGUCAACGCGUGUUUCUUCGUGGGCAGCAUUGGCUGGCUGGCCCAGUUUAUGGACGGUGCCCGCCGAGAGAUUGUCUGCCGAGCUGAUGGCACCAUGAGGCUUGGGGAGCCCACCUCCAAUGAGACCCUGUCCUGUGUCAUCAUCUUCGUCAUCGUAUACUAUGCCCUGAUGGCUGGUGUGGUCUGGUUUGUGGUCCUCACCUAUGCCUGGCACACCUCCUUCAAAGCUCUGGGCACCACCUACCAGCCCCUCUCAGGCAAGACCUCCUACUUUCACCUGCUCACCUGGUCGCUCCCAUUCGUCCUCACUGUGGCAAUCCUCGCUGUGGCCCAGGUGGAUGGGGACUCUGUGAGUGGCAUCUGUUUUGUGGGCUACAAGAACUACCGAUAUCGUGCUGGCUUUGUACUGGCCCCGAUCGGCCUGGUACUCAUCGUGGGGGGCUACUUCCUCAUCCGAGGAGUCAUGACUCUCUUCUCCAUCAAGAGCAACCACCCCGGACUGCUGAGUGAGAAAGCUGCCAGCAAAAUCAACGAGACCAUGCUGCGCCUGGGCAUUUUUGGCUUCCUGGCCUUUGGCUUUGUGCUGAUCACCUUCAGCUGCCAUUUUUAUGACUUCUUCAACCAGGCUGAGUGGGAGCGCAGCUUCCGGGACUAUGUUCUAUGCCAGGCCAACGUGACCAUUGGGCUGCCCACCAAGAAGCCCAUUCCUGACUGUGAGAUCAAGAAUCGCCCCAGCCUCCUGGUGGAGAAGAUCAACCUGUUUGCCAUGUUUGGAACCGGCAUUGCCAUGAGCACCUGGGUUUGGACUAAAGCCACUCUGCUCAUCUGGAGGCGCACCUGGUGCAGGCUGACUGGGCAGAGUGAUGAUGAGCCCAAAAGGAUCAAGAAGAGCAAGAUGAUUGCCAAGGCCUUCUCCAAGCGGCGCGAGCUCCUGCAGAACCCGGGCCAGGAGCUCUCGUUCAGCAUGCACACGGUCUCCCAUGACGGGCCUGUGGCGGGUUUGGCUUUUGACCUCAAUGAGCCCUCUGCUGAUGUCUCCUCUGCCUGGGCGCAGCAUGUCACCAAGAUGGUAGCUCGGAGAGGAGCUAUACUGCCCCAGGACGUUUCUGUCACCCCCGUGGCCACCCCAGUGCCACCAGAGGAACAAGCCAACCUGUGGCUGGUUGAGGCAGAGAUCUCCCCAGAGCUGGAGAAGCGGCUGGGCCGGAAGAAGCGGAGGAAGAGGAAAAAGGAGGUGUGCCCCCUGGGUGCGGCCCCGGAUCGGCACCAUGCUGCUCCCGGCCCUGCCUCUGCCACCAGUGCCGUUCCUCGGCUGCCUCAGCUGCCCCGGCAGAAGUGCCUAGUGGCUGCAGGUGCCUGGGGAGCUGGGGAAUCGUGCUACCAGGGAGCCUGGACCCUGGUCUCCAACCCCUUCUGCCCAGAGCCCAGUCCCCAUCAGGAUCCAUUUCUCCCCAGUGCCUCAGCCCCUAUGGCUUGGGGUCAUGGCCGCCGCCAAGGUCUGGGGCCCAUUCAUUCUCGAACCAACCUGAUGGAAGCGGAGCUCAUGGAUGCAGACUCAGACUUCUGAGCCUGCAGAGCAGGGCCUGGGGCAGGGAAGAGGAGCAAAUACCACCGAGGCUCUCUUCCUUGCGAGCUUCUCUGGGAUCCUGUCUUCCACAGAGCUCGUAGGCCUCCCUUGAGAGUUCUGUGUGUCUGGCUCAAAGCAGCAGGGCUGUGGGAAAGAGCUGAGCGUCUCCAUGGGUGACCUCACCCAGGGUUAGGGCCCCAGAGUCAGGGUUGUCCUUUCUGCCUCACCAGCCGGAGUCUGGCUGGCAGCAUUGGUCUCCAGCUGACCUUAUGGUGGGGCAAUAAUGGUGGAGCCUGGAGUGACAGUACCUAGAGUGGACUUUGGUGGCCAAGGAGACAGCCAAGCCCAUGUCUGGCAGAUGAGGGAUACCUGCCCUUAGACCAAAAGUGUUCAUUGUGUCCUUUAUCUAAAGAGGCGUGUGUGGGGUCAGAAGUGCCUACUCUAUGAAGGCUGUAAUCCAUCUGAACAGGGAUCCUACCCCAAACCUGUCUUCUGUUCUCCAGCACCCUCCCUUCCCUUUCCUAUCUACUGUUAAUUGGGACCCAGAACUGAGGUACACAACACACACACACACACACACACACACACACACGUGCGCGCAGAGUCACUUGCCGCUGAGCUUCAUCUCCAGGGAGAGAUUGAUUUACCUCUAGAGCCUUGGCCUGGCAUGGGACAGAAGCAAGGCAUGGCAGGUGCCUCCAGGCCCCUGGGAGACGAGUCAUCCCUUCCUCGUGUCUAUCACUGGGGUUGGUCCCUCUGACUAAGGGGUUACCUUGGGAAGCUGCUGUAGCUGCAGCCAGGAAAAAAAAGCUUCUUCCAGCUUCCACUACAGCAGAAGAGGAGGUUCCUACCUUUCCUGACCUCCCGCGGUGUCCCUAGCACCCAUAUUCAAGACCAGACAGCAGCCAGUCUUAGAAGCUGGUUGGGUUCCAUGUCGGGGAUAGGGAUGGGAAGAAGAAAUACAAACAAUAAAUAAAAGGUUUUUGUAUAAA